AUGCUUUUCAAGCAAAUAUCAUUGACCGCUUUGCUCACGUUUGUAGUAUCUGUAUCUGCUCACUACACAUUUCCUGACCUCAUUGUCAACGGUGUCAACACAGGAGAUUGGGUCAAUGUAAGGCGAACGAAUAACUACAACAGUCAAUCUCCCGUCACCGACGUUACCAGUGCGGACUUCCGAUGCUACACCUCGGAGACGCAUGCUACUGCAUCGACCGCCACAGUUGCAGCUGGGUCGACGAUCGGCAUUGGUGCUGACCAGCCUGUAUAUCACCCUGGAGUUGUAAACGUCUACAUGGCAAAAGCACCCGGAAACGUGUCCACUUUCGAUGGUAGUGGUGCUGUCUGGUUCAAGGUUUUCCAAAUUCCCGCAGUCACCGAUGGCGGAAGAACUAUCACGUUCCCAGCUCAGAACAUCAACGCUGUGAAUUUCCAGAUCCCAAAGAACUUGCCCUCUGGCCAGUAUCUUGUACGCGUAGAGCAGAUUGCCUUGCACUCUGCAAGUACAUUCGGAGGCGCACAAUUCUACCUUAGCUGUGCUCAAAUCAACGUAACCGGUGGUGGAAAUGGUACUCCAGGUCCCCUUGUCUCGAUUCCAGGCGUCUACACUGGAAGGGAGCCCGGCAUCAUGCUCAACAUCUAUUAUCCCAUCCCCACUACCUACGUCCAGCCCGGUCCCGCCGUGUGGAGUGGGUGA
Psilocybe cubensis is the source of this 699-nucleotide messenger RNA. RefSeq lists its product as uncharacterized. The record is from RefSeq and is a predicted model, not a curated record. The transcript has 10 exons. Lineage: Eukaryota; Fungi; Basidiomycota; Agaricomycetes; Agaricales; Agrocybaceae. The coding region runs from base 1 to 699 and encodes 232 amino acids.